Molecule: messenger RNA, 1858 nt
Organism: Hibiscus syriacus
Lineage: Eukaryota; Viridiplantae; Streptophyta; Magnoliopsida; Malvales; Malvaceae
Product: probable rhamnogalacturonate lyase B
Exons: 15
Coding region: 89-1858 (589 amino acids)
Biological process (GO): carbohydrate metabolic process
Molecular function (GO): carbohydrate binding; catalytic activity
Source: RefSeq, a predicted model, not a curated record
UGAUAACCAUGUGAUAAUUCGUAAUGGAAUUGUUGAAGUCACUAUCGAGAAUCCGUCCGGUUUUCUGAAUGGAAUAAGAUAUAAUGGAAUGGAUAAUGUUCUUGACGGUAGACACCGUAACGACGAUAGAGGGUACUGGGACAUUUUUUCGGAUCACUGUCCCAUGGACAAAUUAGUAACAGAACAUUUUGAGGUUAUUACACGAACUCAUGAGUUAGUAGAGCUUUCCUUCACCAAAAAAUGGAAUUCUACAAAUGAUUAUCACAAGCAUGUUCCUUUAAACAUUGACAAAAGGUUCAUAGUACGACGAGGCGUUCCAGGGCUAUACAUGUACAGUAUUUUCGAGCGUGAAAAUGAUUUUCCGGAUGCUAGCAUGGACCACAUAAGGAUUGUUUUCAAGCUUAGGGAAGACAGGUUUCGGUUCAUGGCACUAUCAGACAGCAGACAAAGGAUCAUGCCUAGUACAUAUGAUCGAAUACGCUCACAGACUCUUGCCUUCAAAGAAGCCGUCGUAUUGACAAAUCCGUCCGAUCCUCAGCUUAAAGGAGAGGUUGAUGACAAGUACCAAUAUUCGAUUGAGAACAAAGAUAAUAAGCUUCAUGGAUGGAUAUCCGAUGACGAUGCCGUCGGUUUCUGGAUAAUCACACCAAGCUCUGAGUUCAGAGCCGGUGGCCCUCACAAGCAGGGCCUCACUUCUCAUCCUGGUGCCACUUCUCUAUGCAUGCUUGUUACUGCUCACUAUGCCGGGAAAGAUUUCGACUCAAGAUAUAAGAAAGGAGAGCAUUGGAAAAAGGUGUUCGGUCCUGCUUUUAUUUAUCUUAAUUCUGCUUCUUCCGAUAAUGAUCAUCGCAAGAUACUGUGGAUGGACGCUCAAAGACAGUUGAGUGAAGAAAUUGAAAGCUGGCCUUACAAUUUCACUCGAUCGAAAGAUUUUCCUCGUGCUGAACAACGAGGCCAGGUUAGGGGUCAGUUACUUGUGCGAGACCGGUACAAUGAUAAGGAAUUAGUGUCGGCGCAAUCCGCCUUUGUGGUGUUGGCUGCGCCUGGAGAUGCAGGAUCAUGGCAACACGACGGGAAGGGUUAUCAAUUUUGGACUCAAACACACAACAAUGGCCUUUUCCAUAUAGAAAAUGUCCGACCGGGAUUGUAUAAUUUGUAUGCAUGGGUCCAUGGUUUCAUUGGAGACUACAAAUUGGAUCUCAACAUCACUAUUCAACCAGGAAACAAGAUUAGCUUAGGUACUCUAAUAUAUGAUCCUCCAAGGAAUGGCCCUACGUUGUGGGAAAUUGGGAUUCCAGACCGCACAGCAGCCGAGUUCUUCAUACCGGAACCUGACCCAAUUCUUGUUAAUUCAUUGUGCCUCGAUGAAACGGACAAGUAUAGACAAUACGGAUUGUGGGAUCGUUACUCAGAGAUUUAUCAUCACAACGAUCUCGUCUAUACUAUCGGCACUAGUAACUAUUCUCGGGAUUGGUUCUUUGCUCAUGUUCCCAGGAACCUAGGGAACAAUACUCUCCGGCCGACCACAUGGCAGAUUAAGUACAAUCUCAAGGAAGUAAAUGAGGCAGGAACUUACACUCUCCAGUUGGCCUUGGCAGCAGCUUCUUAUGCUGAAGUACAGGUCCGAUUAAACGACCCGAGUGCCGUUCGACCGUAUUUUACAACGAGGAGGAUAGGUUACGAUAAUGCCGUAGCACGGCAUGGAAUUCAUGGAAUGUACAGCUUGUAUAGUAUUAAAGUGGCUGGUAACAGAUUUGAGGAAGGGGAGAACACAAUCUUUCUAACUCAAGGCAGAAGCAUGGGGGCAUUCAACGCAGUUAUGUAUGACUAUAUUCGAUUAGAAGGGCCGAAAGUUUAA